Messenger RNA from Ophidiomyces ophidiicola, 1668 nucleotides. RefSeq lists its product as uncharacterized. The transcript has 2 exons. The coding region runs from base 1 to 1668 and encodes 555 amino acids. Lineage: Eukaryota; Fungi; Ascomycota; Eurotiomycetes; Onygenales; Onygenaceae. The record is from RefSeq and is a predicted model, not a curated record.
AUGCGUAUUUCAAUUUCGCUACUCCACAUUCCUUCUUUCCAUUCGCGGCCUUUUCGCCGAAAACAAGGGGUGACUGCUUGGAAAUUUGGAGCGCGAUUGGCUCUCAAAUUUUCGACCUGCGGAUUCCGCGAACGAACCGAGCAUGUAGCGGUGGGAGGUAGCGGAAGCGUUACCUUGAGGGUUUUACAGCCCGUGGAUUCAUCCGCAAGCAAUUCGCGAGUCCUUGUGUACCUCCCGCCCGGUCCGAUAUUUAAAUCGCCUCAGCAAAGGGCACCAUAUAUAUUUGAUGUUAAUGCUCAGGCUGAUGUAGAUUCAGCUCUGCGCCUUUGCAGCGCGCGUCCUUGCACCACAGUCAUUAUCAAUUAUCGCCUCGGCAGGGAUAUCUCCAGCAGAGACAAUUCGUCGUUCUUCAAAUUUCCCACGCCCAUACAUGACACUCUCGCCGGAUUUGACUGGAUAUUUAAGAACCUUUGUCCCUCCAAAGUAUGCGUUUUUGGAAAACAUAUUGGCGGGUCAUUGGCGUUGAUGUUAGCACUUACGGAGCCUCGUUCUAUAGCCGCGGUGGCAUCGCAGGACCCAAUUUGCGAUUGGGUUGGCCUAGAUGAUUACUGUAUCAUAGGAUCGGCCGAUAAGAAAGACUUUGAUACUGGCGACGCAAGGGAUGAUGGUGAGCAUAAAAAGCGUGGCCGAAAGAAAAAGCCUACAAGGCCCGUGCCGACUGAUCUGGUCCAUCUUCUCCAGGCAAGGAAUGAGCUUUUCUACAAACCACAGCACUUCCAUGACUCCUUCGCUUCGCCGGCGCUGUUCCUUAGAACUUCUGGAAAGUAUUGUCCUACUGAUUUCCCAGCACUGUUGGCUGGACCAGGCCACCCCACGCCAAUAAUCCAACCCGCAAAGGAGGUCAAUUUUUGGGUACUCACUGCCGCAAUGCUGGAAGAAGCGGAUACUGAAGGUGGCGACCCCGGAUUUUCUACACAUAAUGUUCGCCGAAGGAAGGUCCUUUCACGCUGGCCUCCUGUAGGCAUCGAUAGAGAGUCUCAUUGGCAAGGGGUAGGACAUUCAGGGGAGGCAUCCGACCCUAUGGUUUUGCCUCAUAUCAGAAUUUUCACCGAGUCCCACUCACUUUUAGCUGAAGAGAAUGUCGAAGAUCAGGAUGCCGAUCAUCGCACUACGACGGUCGACGCGUUGGCCUCUAGGCUGGCAGCUUCAACACUAGGUUCACGGAGUCCAUCACAUCCUUCCCCGAAUGACCGAGACCUUCCGCCGUCUGAGCCUAACGAUCGCCGAGCCACGACACGAGGCUCGCUUCCCAAAAUCGCCAAAAUCGAAGAAGACACUGUUCUAGGAGCACAAGCUAUUGAAAUGAUCCAUCUCCUGCGUAGUGCUUGUUUUUGGGGGCGUGAGCGAGGAUUGGCGGAGCAAAAAGUGCAAUUGACCCGCCUUCCAGCCGCUACUCCUCCGCCUAAUGUGGAAUUUAUGGACAAUACAACGGAAAAGACUUCCCUUGGCAUGACACAUGUAGGUGAUCAUGAUCUCCAUGUUCCCUUGAGGGAUUACAGUCUUGUAAAUGAAGGCUCAACAGAGCAGGCGCCUAAUACCUCCGUUGAAGAGCAGGCUGGGGAGUGGCUUCACAUGAUAUCUGACAAAGUAGAAGGUUGUUCAGAGUAG